AUGACAGCAAGUCUGGCCGUGCUCGUGGCGCUAAGCGUGUUUCUCUUUGUAGGGACCAUCGUCAUUUUGCUCUUCUUUUGUCGUCGUGUGCAACUUCAACGCGAACCUUUAUGGAACAAGCUUUAUGGCGCUGCGACAUUAAAAGGUGCAGAGCGGGACGUGGCAGGUAAUAAGAAACGUUCAGGCUCUACAGGACACAACAAUUACUCAAGUGGUAAUUUGAGUACGAACUCAGCGCAGAGAAUGGGAAGAAUUGGUGAAACAGAGGCAUUUUCGUCUGCUCAGGCCGAUGACGCUAUUGGCGGGUCUUGUGGACGACCGAGCUUUGAGCUUCCGAGAAAACCAAUGAUGACGAAGAAAUUAAGCAAAUUGCAAUUGGCUGCAAGUCGAAGACAGCAGUGGAAACGAAUGCCAACUACUGACGGACUGCACCGGUGGGUUAGGCAACAGUCUACUAAGAAACAAAGAAGAGGGCAACGAGAUUCGAUGGAGAGCGAUCCUGGAGGAAGAGCGUCGCUUAGUAGGUACCUGGACGCAACUGAUCGGGAUAGCAACCUGUCGAUUGGAUAUAUUCGAGUGCGAGACUCACUUGGGAGAUUAGUGCUUAAUGAGAGUGAUGUUGUAGCCACUGACUUUCAUUAUCGAAUCAAUAUUCUCGACGGCAUAGGCAGCUCAGAACUCAUCAUGAAUUUGGAAGGAGUGCAUAAUCUGCCUUUUCCAGACAAGAUUCGCUGGUUUACGACUGAAAUUCAUCGAUUGUGGCUUCCUUGGGAAUCUGGUCAUGCGGAACUUGUGGUACGACGGGAUCAUUUGUUGCAGGAUUCUUUUGAGCUUGUAACUGCGAUGAAGCCAUUUCAGCUUAGGCAGCGAUGGCGUGUCGUCUUUGACGGGGAACCGGCGCUAGAUGCCGGUGGCGUCAUGCGUGAAUGGUUCACUUUGCUGUUUGCUGAGCUUUUUGAUCCGGCUUUAGGACUUUUUGUAAGCACAGUGGGAGACGAGCGAAGCUACUGGAUCAAUGCCAGCUCCAAUCUGAUAGACGGCGAAGAAGAUUUCUUGGCUUUUUAUAAAUUUGCUGGACGUCUUGUGGGAAAGGUCAUUUUGGAAGAGCAUUUGAUGCCGGUUCAUCUUGCGCUCCCAUUCUUAAAACACAUUCUGGGUGUUCCAAUUUCAUUCUCAGACUUGCAAUUCCUGGAUGAUGAGAUCUACAAUAGUGCAAUGAUGGUAAAAAAGAUUGAUGAUAUCGAGCCACUGUGUCUCGACUUUACAGUCACCCGCAUAGUGGACGGCAAACCUUACAUCGUCGAACUUAUUGAGGGAGGCGCUAACAUUGAUGUCACGCGCGAAAAUCGAUCGCGCUACUUGGACGCAUUGUUUAAAUACCAUGUCAUGGGUAGCGUCAGCACUCAAUUGCUGUCAUUCCUUACGGCUCUUUACGAUGUUGUACCUGAGGGACUUCUCAAGCUCUUUGACUACCAGGAACUUGAGCUACUUAUGUGUGGUGUACCAUCCAUUGACGUGGAGGAUUGGAAAAAGCACACGGAUUUUAGGUUUUUCACGCACAACUUUCCGACAGAGCUAGAGCUUAAGAACAUCGAGUGGUUUUGGGAAGUAGUAGAGGAGAUGAAGAAUGAGGAUCGAGUACGUUUGCUCCAAUUCGCGACAGGUACUAGCCGCGUGCCAGCUCAAGGUUUUAAGGGAUUAAUAAGCAGCGAUGGACGUGUGCGGCGAUUCAAUGUUGCUUUUGCUGGCUUGAACCAAUCGUUCCUGUUUCCAAAGGCCCACACAUGCUUCAAUCGUAUGGAUUUGCCUAUUUACAAGUCGAAGAAAAUCUUAGCAGAAGCUAAUACCAAGCGCACUCGAAAUGCACAGGAAGUCAACAAUGUUCUUAGAAAGCGAGCAAGAUUGUCUCUGCCACUAGAUCAAAAGGAAUAUUCGCUAGAGUAUAUAAUGGCUGAUGUGAAAAAGGCUGCUAUAAAGUACGGCCACUUACCAGAUUCUGUCGCUUCUAAGCUUCUUGAUAGGAAUGGAACGGUCUCGUACCUUACGACGGACCGCAAGAGCUGGGUGUACCAUGUACCGCGCUGGUAUCAAUACAUUUUCAAGCACGCUACGUCUGAGGAUUUUCGGCGUGGGCAGCACAUCCUAAAGACUAUGAUACCAUAA
This is a messenger RNA of Plasmopara halstedii, 2163 nucleotides long. Its product is annotated as hect e3 ubiquitin. The record is from RefSeq and is a predicted model, not a curated record. Gene Ontology annotation, molecular function: ubiquitin-protein transferase activity. The transcript is spliced from 5 exons. Bases 1 to 2163 code for a protein of 720 amino acids. NCBI's taxonomy places the organism in Eukaryota, Oomycota, Peronosporomycetes, Peronosporales, Peronosporaceae.